GGGCAAGAAACCUUGCUGAGACUUCAUCAGCUGUUGCCUCUUCUCUGACACUGCUUGACCAUCACCUCUGCUGCAAUGGGGAGGCAAAAGGACAUCCUUUCUGUUAUUGAGGAGCGCCUGAGGAUCAGAAACAAGCUAGUGCGGCAAGCGCUGGCUGAGUGCCUGGGGACACUGAUCCUGGUGCUGUUUGGCUGUGGCUCCGUGGCACAGACAUUGCUCAGCAGAGGGUCUCAUGGAGGUUUCCUGACUGUCAACCUGGCCUUUGGCUUUGCUGUAACACUUGGCAUCCUUAUUGCAGGACAGGUAUCAGGUGGACACCUGAACCCAGCUGUCACCUUUGCCAUGUGCUUCUUGGCCCGGGAGCCCUGGAUCAAGCUACCAGUUUAUGCCCUAGCUCAAACCCUGGGGGCUUUCCUUGGAGCUGGCAUAAUCUUUGGGCUCUACCAUGAUGCCAUCUGGGAUUUUGGCAAUAAUAAGCUGAGUGUGGUAGGACUGAAUGGCACUGCUGGAAUCUUUGCUACCUACCCAUCUAAGCAUCUGAACCUUGUGAAUGGAUUCUUUGACCAGUUCAUUGGCACUGCUGCCCUGAUUGUUUGUGUCUUGGCUAUUGUCGAUCCCUACAACAACCCUAUCCCCACUGGACUGGAGGCUUUCACAGUUGGCUUUGUUGUCCUCGUUAUUGGAACCUCCAUGGGCUUCAACUCUGGCUAUGCUGUCAACCCUGCCAGGGACUUUGGGCCUCGUCUCUUCACAGCCAUUGCUGGCUGGGGCUCUGAAGUGUUUUGGACUGGCCAACACUGGUGGUGGGUUCCAAUCGUUGCUCCUUUCCUUGGGGCUAUUGCAGGAGUGAUUGUCUACCAGCUGAUGAUUGGAUGUCAUGAUGAGCCUUCUCCACCUGCCUGUGAGCAGGAAACAGUCAAGCUGGCUAAUAUAAAGCACAAGGAAAGGGUCUGAGGAAGCUGUCUGCCAGGUCUGGCAGACAUUCGUUACUCAGGACUGCAGCUGGCAAAGAAGAAGGAGUUAAGAAGAGCUUCAAGAACAACAGGAAGAUCUUUUUUUCCUGUCUUGAGAUAUUUUAGCCUUU
Molecule: messenger RNA, 1084 nt
Organism: Nestor notabilis (Kea)
Lineage: Eukaryota; Metazoa; Chordata; Aves; Psittaciformes; Psittacidae
Gene: AQP3
Product: aquaporin 3 (Gill blood group)
Exons: 6
Coding region: 76-954 (292 amino acids)
Biological process (GO): water transport; glycerol transmembrane transport
Cellular component (GO): plasma membrane; basolateral plasma membrane
Molecular function (GO): glycerol channel activity; water channel activity; urea transmembrane transporter activity
Source: RefSeq, a predicted model, not a curated record